UUUUCAUCUACGUAACUUCACUCACGUCUUGAAAAGCUUGAGCGCACUGACCAGACCUCUGUCUACUGUCCAGCGCUGAGAGUGAGUCCGUGGGGGGAUAUUUGGUAGGCUAUCAAUAUUUGAUAUUUCAGCAGUUGCCGACCACCCAUAGACCCGUGUCAGCUGUAACAGCGGAUUUGUUUCUUCAGUGAACCAUUCCCCACCAUCUCUCCGGCGGCAGGCUUUUUGCUAUAUUUUGUGGAAAAUGAUGACUUCUAGGGACCGAUGGAGAGUUUGCAAAAGAGUGUGUCUGAUGUUCUUCCUGGCUGGGGUCACCCUGACGAUUGUUCAGAGGGGCAACAUCAGCACAGGUCCACAGUUUCAGCUGGAUAGGCAGACCCGGAAGGAGCCUUCUGACGAGACCGACGUGCAAAAGAGGGGCCCCUACACCCUAGCCAAUCGCUUCUGGAAGCCCAUGAAGGCAAAGAAGCCCAAGCAGGAGACCUCCACCGUGGAGGAGCCUCACCACGUCACCCAGGAGCUCAUCACCAAAAGCUGGGACAUCACCAGUGCCAACUGCAGUGCCAACCUCAAUUUCACCAGCACCGAGUGGUUCGCGGGGCUGGAGCCCACCUUUAAGCAGUUCCUGCUUUACCGCCACUGCCGUUUCUUUCCCAUGACCAUAAAUCACCCGGAGAAGUGCUCUGGGGACAUCUACCUACUGAUGGUGGUGAAGUCCAUCAUCACACAACACGACCGCAGGGAGGUUAUACGCAAAACGUGGGGCAAGGAGCAGGUGAUCGAUGGAAGGAAGAUCAAGACCCUCUUCCUGCUUGGAGCUUCAUCCAAUGAGGCGGAGAAGGCCAACCACCAGAAGCUGCUAGAGUAUGAGGACUACAUCUAUGGAGACAUCCUGCAGUGGGAUUUCAUGGAUAGCUUCUUCAACCUCACCCUCAAGGAGACACACUUCCUCAAGUGGUUCUCCACCUACUGUCCAGGAGUGCGCUACAUCUUCAAGGGUGAUGAUGACGUGUUUGUCAGUGUGCCAAACAUAAUUGAGUAUCUGGAGAUUAGUUCCGAUGUUAAAAAUCUAUUUGCUGGUGAUGUCAUCUUCAAGGCAAAGCCUAUCCGUAAGAAGGAUAACAAAUAUUAUAUUCCACAAGCCCUGUACAACAAGACUCAUUAUCCACCUUAUGCUGGUGGUGGUGGAUUUUUAAUGGAUGGCCCUCUUGCCCGAAAGCUGUAUUCGGCCUCUGAGACUUUGGAGUUGUAUCCUAUUGACGAUGUAUUCCUAGGCAUGUGUUUAGAAGUUCUCCAAGUCACACCAAUCAGACACAAUGCGUUCAAGACAUUUGGACUUAUGAGAAACAAGAAGAGCAAACUGAAUAGAGAACCAUGUUUUUUCAGAGGCAUGAUCGUAGUACACAAACUGCUUCCCCCAGAGCUCAUGGCUAUGUGGAAACUCGUCAACAGCAACCUUGUGUGCUCACAGAAAGUACAACUCUUAUAGCCUUUCCAUUUCUUUAUUCUUCGGGACGCAUGUAAUUGGAGACGGAUGUCAAUUUUGAGUUUGCUCAAGUUGAAGUACUCUGUUUUUGGAGGUGUAACAUGCAUAAUAAUAUUAAUUUAUGUACUGCGUCAUAAGAGAAAUGUCAGUGGCCGAGUAAAUUAUAAGAUUUUAUAAUGUGAAUGUAUUUAUAUGCACACGAAAUCUUACUUAACUAUUUUGGUGACAUUUAUUCAGAGGGAUUUUGAUGGCAGUUUGAGCUACAGAUUAUUAAAGGACCGCUUGCUACAAAACUGUUUGUGGUGUGAAGAACCACAAAGAAAGGAAGAUCCUACAAAAAUUUCUACCUCACCAACAUUUUCUGAAACUCUGUUUUGUUGGUCAUUUGUAUAAAACACACACCUGCUUUCUUUAUCAGUAGGCUGCCCUACAAAGCCAGUGCCGUAUCUUUUUUGCACCAAUAUAAAACGCCAUAUCCGCCAAUCAAUCUAUUAAAAUCUCAUUGAUCUACUGCAACAUUUCCUAGAGAUAUAGGGGUUUUCAUUUUACAGUAUCUGCUAAAAUGCGCUGUGACAAACAAAAAAGCUGGUUUUCUCAGUUUGGAAAUUUGCAGGUACUGCAUUUUGGCUUUGUAGGGCAGUAUAGCUCACAAGGGUUAUGUUGAUUUCCGAAACACUCCAAAUGAGAUCGCACUCGUAAUGCCAUUUUGAUGCCAUUCAUAAGGCCAUGAUGCCGUUUCUGUCAGACCUUUUGAAGGGUUUACAGUUUCAUAUAAUCAUGAUUCUAACAUAGUUUCUUCAACAAUAGAAAUGUGCACAUAAAUGCUGAUAUACUUGAGAUGAAUUGGACUGAGGGUAUGAUUUAAACUGUGAACAAAGAAAAUCAACUGCUGGUACUGGUGAUCUGUUAUUUUUAAAGUUCCUUAUUGCAAAUUAGGGGGUUUGGGGUUGGUUGUAAUGUUUAGAUUUGACAGAAAAUGUCACCUCUAUAAAUACAAAUUAUGUAUAUAACUGAGAUUUUCAUUCUGAAAUAUCUGUAAAGGUAUGUACAUACAACAGAAUGAUGUUUGUAAAUAAAUGUCACGAACUGUC
This is a messenger RNA of Alosa alosa (allis shad), 2577 nucleotides long. It is a transcript of the gene b3gnt7, whose product is annotated as UDP-GlcNAc:betaGal beta-1,3-N-acetylglucosaminyltransferase 7. Lineage: Eukaryota; Metazoa; Chordata; Actinopteri; Clupeiformes; Clupeidae. The transcript has 2 exons. The coding region runs from base 245 to 1489 and encodes 414 amino acids. The record is from RefSeq and is a predicted model, not a curated record. Gene Ontology annotation, molecular function: hexosyltransferase activity. Gene Ontology annotation, cellular component: membrane.